Molecule: messenger RNA, 1575 nt
Organism: Symbiodinium necroappetens
Lineage: Eukaryota; Dinophyceae; Suessiales; Symbiodiniaceae
Source: the annotation of a GenBank genome assembly
AUGCAAAAGAACCUUCUGGUCGGCCUGCAGAGCAACGGACUCCAGGAUGGGUCCUUCAACCCACUGCCGGGAGCCAUGCCGGACAUGCCUAGCCCGAAACUGACAAAGUUGGGCUCGGUGGGAAGCAUCGACCGCUUCACUACAGAUCCCUUCAGCGACUUUGAAGAAGACCCCUUGAGUGAUGACGACGAAGAUGCAGCGCGGCUCCGAUUUGAGAGGUCCGAAGGCAUCAAGAAGCAGAGAUCCAACUCGGAGACCAAGGACGUGAAGACAGCCUGGGGAGAGGAGCCUCAGGAAGAGGAGAAAGCCGCUCCUGAGACCAUCGAGGAUGAUGAGAGAUUCCGAGAUGGCGACAAGGAGUUCCUCCAAAAGAAGAGUCAAAUGGUCGUGAGGCGCAACCAGCUGGACGAGAACAUGCCUCCCCUACGAAAGCUCGCCAGGUGGCUCGUCUCCUUCAUCGUGGUCUUCAAUUCGCUCCUUGUUGGUAUCGAAGCGCAGUGGGGUCUGGAGAAUCUCAACAAGGACCCGCACAUGCUGCUGCGUGUGCUUGACAUCUGCUGCAACGUUUGCUUUGCUCUCGAGCUGGCUCUCAGAGUCACAGCAGAUCGGAAAUUCUUCGUUUCAUUAGUGAACCCGUCCCUGUACUGGAACCUGCUCGAUAUUUUCCUGGUCACGUUUGCCUGGCUUGAAGAGAUCAUCCUCCUAAUUUCCGCGAGCGAGUCUUCCUUGGACGUGUCUGUUCUGAGACUGCUCCGCAUGGCGCGCCUUCUGCGUGUCGCUCGAAUUCUGCGGGUGGUGCGCUUCUUCAGCGAUCUGCGAGUCAUGGUCAAUGGGAUCAAAGCCUCUUCCCGUGCGCUUCUCUGGUCGAUCGUGCUGCUCUCCCUAGUCACGUACCUUUUUGGCGUCACCUUUAUGCAGCUAUCCCGAGCGCAUCUGGAGGAAACUGGGACUCCAGGCAGCCCACUGCUGGAUUACUAUGGAACGUUGUCGCGAUCCAUUCUCACGCUCUUCAUGACGAUUUCAGGUGGCAUGCUGUGGAAAGAGGCUCUGACCCCCCUCAGCGAGAUCCACUGGCUCUUGGACCUCGUCUUCCUUAUCUACAUAUUUUGUACGGUCUUCUGCUGCCUGAAUGUGAUGACGGGCAUCUUCGUUGAAGCCGCGCAGGUCACCAAAAAGACCGACGAGUCUGUGGUGCAGCAGGAGCUGCAAAAGGAGCGGAAGCAGUGGUUGGCGGACGUUGCAGAGCUGUUUUACCGAGUGGAUGCCGACAGCUCAGGUGAUGUAACCAAGAAGGAGUUCUGCAGCCAGCUCUACACUGAAAGGGUGCAAAUGCUAUUCCGAAAGCUUGGAAUUGUCUCCGACGGGUACACUCCUUCGGAGCUCUGGGACUUGCUGGACAUCGCGCAAAGCGGCGCCAUCGUCCAGGCCGACUUCGCUCAUGCGAUUCGGCAGAUGAUGGGCAAUGGGCGCGCCAUUGACAUUUACAGGCUGAAAAAGGAUAUCAGAACCAUCUCGAGGCAGGUUGGUGACCUCAACAAGACCAUGCAGGCGACCUUUGGAGACAGCGACCGUUGA